Messenger RNA from Candidula unifasciata, 1824 nucleotides. Lineage: Eukaryota; Metazoa; Mollusca; Gastropoda; Stylommatophora; Geomitridae. The record is from the annotation of a GenBank genome assembly.
AUGUACACAGGUCUAGCCUUGACCCUGUCGCGGGUGCGCCUGGAUGCUGGGAUGUGUGCGACAUGUGGGCAGCUGCACGAGGCUCAUGGCACACACCUGUAUGACUAUCAUCAGCAGGUUGACGAGGACCUCAUGUGCCACAUCUGUCUCCAGCCCUUGGUGAGUCCGUUAGAUACAGUUUGUGGCCACACGUUUUGCAGCCGCUGCAUCCACAACUAUCUUGCCUUGCAGCACCAGUGUCCAGUGGACCGGAAGCCACUGGCCAUCACUGACUGCCAGCCGUCCAGUAUACUUGUUCGCAGGUUGCUGGACAAGCUGCUGGUUGUGUGUCCCAAUGUUGACUAUUGUGAGGAAGUCCUGACCAGAUGUGAGCUAGAGGCACAUUUACUGCACAGAUGUCGUGGGGCCGUAACCCGAUGCAUCAAAUCCAGUCUAGGAUGUUCCUUCCAGGGUCCUCGGAGUGCCUUGCAGUCCCAUCUGUGGGAGUGUCCGUACAGAGACCAGAAUGCUGGGAAAAAUCCUGUGAUGGAAGGAGAGGUGUCCACAAUUGAGAUUCAGAGACGAGAGGGAGAAAGUUUGGGGAUUAGUGUUGUGGGAGGCUGUGAUACCCCCUUGGUGUGCACUGUCAUACAGGAAGUGUUUCCAGAGGGAGCAGUGUCCCAUGAUAAUCGCCUGAUUGCAGGAGACCAGAUUCUUGAGGUAAAUGGUGAAGAUUUGACCCAGGCUACUCACCAACAGGCAGUGGCCAUACUUGCUCAGUUUUUUCCUGUGUGUCGUCUCACUGUGUACAGAGAAAGGGCAGAAGAAACCAGACCAAUAGAGAAAGAAGAAAUCCUGAAAAUUACAUUGUGCAAGCAUAAAGGAAAACAACUCGGUAUCAAACUUGUGGGCAAAAGGAGUGGUCCAGGUGUGUACAUACUGACCCUGAUUCCAGGAUCAUUAGCUGCCUGUGAUGGACGGCUGAAAAUGGACGACCGAGUGUUAGAGAUUAACGGCCAGGAUGUUUUGUACGGGACACAGGAGCAAGCAGCAGCCAUCAUCACAUCCAGUCCAGCCCGGGUGCAGUUUGUCAUCGCUCGGAGGUCAAGGCCGCAGACACCUGACAUUAUCCGGUCGGCUGCGGAACACAGCAAAUACGCCAUGUUUUCAGAUGACCAUGAGAAGCCUGUCUCGCCUCUGUGUCAUGUGUGCAAGGAGAAAAUUGUAACCAUUAAUAAAAGUCCGUCAGAAACUUUGGGUGUGAGCAUCGCAGGUGGCGUGGGCAGUCACCGUGGAGACACGCCUGUGUACAUAACAAACAUAAAUCCUGCAGGCUGUGUGGGCCGCACAAAUGUGCUCAAGAGAGGAGAUGUUCUUCUGUCCAUUAAUGGCUCAAGUCUGCUGAAUCUGUCUCAUGCUGAGAGCGUUCGGCUGAUCCGGCAGAGGUCAGAUGUCAAGGUCUUGACACUCAGGGUCAUAGACUCAAGGGAAAUCACUCAGGGAAAUCACAAUUUCACACCAUCUUGGAUCUAUUGGCUUCAGAUGCCCCAAACCUGCAGCCUGGUCAAGGUCAUCACUUUACUCAGGUCACCAACAGGAAGUCUAGGAUUCUCCAUUGUGGGCGGGGCAGACUGCAGCCAUGGAAAUUUGCCUGUUUUUGUUAAAUCUGUUGUACCUGAUACUCCUGCUGCAAAAGAUGGUCGCCUUAAAUGUGGGGACAUUUUGCUGACAGUCAAUGAGCACCACCUAUCUUCAACCAGUCAUGCAGCUGCCGUCGAAAUCCUCAAACAAAUUGACGGAGCAGUGACACUGUCGGUCAUUUCCUGGCCAGGGACCGUUGUUUGA